CCCUCCGCGGGUGUGAUGAGCUGCCGCGGCCUCAGCCGGCUCCGGCACCGCAGCGCAGGGCCGCCAUGUUGUCCCCCCCGGCCUAUGACAGCCUGGAGCUGCAGCGGCAGUACGGAGACGUCAACAACCGCUGGGACAACGAGGAGGAGGAGGAGGAGGGUGACCAUGAAGGCAGCUCUGCCCGGCGCUUCGAGCGCUCCCGCAUCAAGGCCCUGGCCGACGAGCGCGAGGCUGUGCAGAAGAAAACCUUCACCAAGUGGGUGAACUCUCACCUCGCGCGCGGCACGUGCCGGCUCGGGGACCUCUACAGCGACCUCCGCGACGGCCGGAUGCUACUGCGCCUGCUCGAGGUGCUGUCCGGGGAGCAGCUGCCCAAGCCCACCAAGGGCCGGAUGCGGAUCCAUUGCCUGGAGAACGUGGACAAGGCUCUGCAGUUCCUCAAGGAGCAGCGCGUGCACCUGGAGAACGUGGGAUCCCAUGACAUUGUGGAUGGGAACCAUCGCCUCACCCUGGGGCUCGUCUGGACCAUCAUCCUGCGCUUCCAGAUCCAGGACAUCAGUGUGGAGACAGAGGACAACAAGGAGAAGAAGUCGGCCAAGGAUGCGCUGCUGCUGUGGUGCCAGAUGAAGACAGCAGGGUACCCCAAUGUGAACGUGCACAACUUCACCACGAGCUGGAGGGACGGGCUGGCCUUCAACGCCAUCAUCCACAAGCACAGGCCAGACCUGGUGGACAUGGACACGCUGCGGCGCUGCAAUGCCCAUUACAACCUGCAAAGCGCCUUCAACCUGGCGGAGCGCGAGCUUGGGCUCACCAAGCUGCUGGACCCCGAGGAUGUCAACGUGGACCAGCCGGAUGAGAAGUCCAUCAUCACCUACGUGGCCACUUUCUACCACUACUUCUCCAAGAUGAAGGCGCUGGCGGUGGAGGGGAAGCGCAUUGGGAAGGUGCUGGACGCGGCGCGGGAGGCAGAGGAGCUGGUGGGCAAGUACGAGGAGCUGGCUGGGGAGCUGCUGGGCUGGAUCGAACAGACCAUCCUCAUCCUCAACGACCGGCAGUUGGCCAACGCGCUGCCUGGCGUCCAGAACCAGCUGCAGGCCUUCAACACCUACCGCACCGUGGAGAAACCCCCCAAGUUCAUGGAGAAGGGCAACCUGGAGGUGCUGCUGUUCACCGUCCAGAGCCGCAUGCGCGCCAACAACCAGAAGGUCUAUGUGCCGCGGGAGGGGAGGCUCAUCUCCGACAUCAACAAGGCCUGGGAGCGGCUGGAGAAGGCGGAACACGAGCGGGAGCUGGCGCUGCGCACGGAGCUCAUCCGGCAAGAGAAGCUGGAGCAGUUGGCAGCGCGGUUCGACCGUAAGGCAGCCAUGAGGGAGACGUGGCUGAGCGAGAACCAGCGCCUCGUCUCCCAGGACAACUUUGGCACUGACAUGUCCGCGGUGGAGGCCGCGGUGCGCAAGCACGAGGCCAUCGAGACCGACAUCGUGGCCUACAGCGAGCGGGUGCAGGCGGUGAGCGCGGUGGCCGCCGAGCUGGAGGCCGAGCGCUACCACGACAUCCGGCGCGUGGUGACGCGGCGCGACAACGUGGUGCGGCUCUGGGAUUCCCUGCGGCGGCUGUUGGCCGCGCGCCGCGAGCGCCUGAUGCUGCACUUGGAGCUGCAGAAGAUGCUGCAGGACCUGGCGCAUCUCAUGGGCUGGAUGGAGGACAUGAAGGGUCGGCUGCAGUCGCAGGACUUGGGGAAGCACCUGCACGGUGUGGACGAUCUCCUGCAGAUCCAUGCGCUGGUGGAGGCUGACAUCGCGGCACAGGCGGAGCGGGUGCACGCCGUGAGUGCUGCGGCACAGCGCUUUGCCAUACCCAGGGAGGGCUACCAGCCCUGUGACCCAGCGGUGGUUCGGGAGCACGUGGCCACACUGGAGCAGCGUUACCGGGAGCUGUCGGACCUGGCAAAGCAGCGCCGGGCUCGGCUGGAGGAAUCCCGGCGCCUCUGGAAGUUCUUCUGGGAUACAGGCGAGGAGGAAGCUUGGAUGCGGGAGCAGGAGCGGCUCCUGCGCUCCGAGGAUGUGGGCAGGGACCUGACGAGCUCCAUGCGGCUGCUGAGCCAACACGAUGCCUUCCGUGGGGAGCUGAGCGGGCGCUCGGGGCUGCUGGAGCAGGCGCUGGAUCGGGGCCGGGCGCUGGCGGCCGAGGGCGGCUUGGGCGCCGCCGAGGUGGCCGAGCGGGUGCGGGAGCUGGACGGGCACUGGGGUGCACUGGUCGAGCUGGCGGCCGAGCGCGAGCGGCGCCUGCGGGAAGCCGCCGGCUUCUUCCAGUUCCAGGCGGAGGCGGCGGAUGCCGAGGCCUGGCUGGAGGAUGCUCUGCGCUUGGCCUCCAGCCCGGAGCUGGGCCACGACGAGUACUCGACGCGGAGCCUGGCGCGGCAGCACCGCGAGGUGCAGGAGGAGGUGCGGAGCCAUCGCCCUGCCAUCGAUGCGCUGCACGAGCAGGCGCGGGCGCUGCCGUCGGCCUUCGCCGCGGACCGCGCGGUCACCGGGAGGCUGCCGGCGCUGGAGCGGCGAUACCGGGAGCUGGCGGCGAGAGCCGAGCGCCGGCGCCAGGACCUGCAGGAUGCCCUCAGCCUCUACACCAUGCGCAGCGAGGCCGAUGCCUGCGGGCUGUGGCUGGGGGACAAGGAGCAGUGGCUCCAUGCCAUGCACGUGCCUGACAAGCUGGAGGACCUGGAGGUGGUGCAGCAGCGCUUCGAGACGUUGGAACCUGAGAUGAACAAUCUGGCAUCACGUGUGGCUGCUGUUAACCGCAUCGCAGACCAGCUGCUGGGCACCGAGCAGCUCAACCAGGAGAGCAUCCGGGGCACCCGCGAGCAGCUCAACGGGAGGUGGGAGCGGUUCCGUGCUCUGGCCGACCAGAAGAAGGAGGCCCUGACCUCGGCCCUGAACAUCCAGAACUAUCACCUGGAAUGCAACGAGACCACGUCCUGGAUGCGGGAGAAGACAAAGGUGAUCGAGUCCACCCAGGGGCUGGGCAAUGACCUGGCCGGUGUCAUGGCCCUUCAGCGCAAGCUCUCGGGCAUGGAGCGCGACCUGGAAGCCAUCCAGGGCAAGGUGCGGGACCUGCGCGCCGAAGCCGGCAAGCUGGCGGCCGAGCACCCGGAGCAGGCUCCCGGCAUCCAGGCCAGGCUCUCGGCCAUCGAGGCCGUGUGGGACGAGCUGUGCCGGAGCCUGCGGCGCCGCGAGGACUCGCUGGGAGAGGCCAGCAAACUGCAGGGCUUCCUGCGGGAUCUGGCCGCCUUCCAGGCCUGGUUGUCCCGCACGCAGACGGCCGUGGCCUCCGAGGACGUCCCGGCCACGCUGGCCGAAGCCGAGCGGCUGCUGAGCCAGCACGAGAGCAUCUGCAAGGAGAUCGAGCACUAUGGGGAUGACUACCGCAGCACGCGCGCCAUGGGGCGCCAGGUGACGCAGGGACAGACGGACGCGCAGCACGUCUUCCUGCACCAGCGCCUGGAAGCUCUGGACACAGGCUGGGAAGAGCUGGGAAGGAUGUGGGAGAACCGGCACCAGCUCCUGUCACAAGCAUUCGCCUUCCAGCUCUUCCUGAGGGACUCCAAGCAGGUCGAGGGCGUCCUCAGCACGCAGGAAUAUGCACUAUCGCACACGGAGAUGCCCAGCACCUUGCCUGCAGCUGAGGCCUCUGUCAAGAAGCACGAGGAUUUCAUGGCCACCAUGGAAGCCAAUGGGGAGCGUGUCCAGGGCUUGGUGGCCACCGGCCGCAAGCUGGUGGCCGAGGGCAGCCUCCAUGCUGACAAGGUGCAGGAGACGGUGGAUUCGGUGGAGAGCAGGCACCAGAGGAACCGGGACAUGGCCCAGGAGCUGCUGGGGAGGCUGCGGGACAACUGGGAGCUGCAGCGGUUCCUGCAGGAUGGGCAAGAGCUCACGCUCUGGAUCAACGAGAAGAUGCUGACGGCUCAGGAUGUGUCCUAUGAGGAGGCUCGCAACCUGCACACCAAGUGGCAGAAGCACCAGGCGUUCGCGGCCGAGCUGGCUGCCAACAAGGGCUGGCUGGAGAAGAUGGAGAAGGAGGGGCAGCAACUGGCGGCGGCGAAGCCGGAGCUGGGGCCGGUGGUGACGGAGAAGCUGUCGGCGCUGAGGGGGCUGUGGGAUGAGCUGGAGUCCACCACACGCACCAAAGCGCGGCGCCUGUUCGAUGCCAACCGCGCCGAGCUGUGCGCGCAGUCGUGCGCGGCGCUGCGGGGAUGGCUGGGGGGGGUCAGCGCACAACUGCGCUCCGAUGACUACGGCAAGGACCUCACCAGCGUCAGCAUCCUGCUCAAGAAGCAGCAGAUGCUGGAGAAGCAGACAGCAGUGAGGGAGAAGGAGGUGGAGGCAAUCCGGGCGCAGGCACAGGCACUGAGCAGGGAGGACAGCAGCGCAGCUGAGGUGCAGAGCCAGGUCCAGGCGGUGGAGCAGCAGUUCCUGGCGCUGCGGGAGCCGCUGCGGGAGCGAUGCCGACGGCUGCUGGCGUCCAAGGAGGAGCAUCAGUUCCACCGGGACCUGGAGGAUGAGAUCCUGUGGGUGAAGGAGCGCAGGCCUCUGGCUGUGUCCACCGACCAUGGCAAGGACCUGCCCUCGGUGCAGCUCCUCAUCAAGAAGAACCAGACGCUGCAGAAGGAGCUGCAGGGCCACGAGCGGCGCGUGGAGGAGCUGCUGCAGCGGCGCGGGACCGGGACCGGAGCGGCCGAACCGGUGCGGGAGCUGCGGGAGGCCUGGCAGGAGCUGCGGCUGCAGGCGGAGCUGCGGCACCGGCGCCUGGAGCGGGCGCUGGCAGCACAGCAGUUCUAUUGCGAUGCUGCCGAGGCCGAGGCGUGGAUGGGGGAGCAGGAGCUGCACAUGAUGGCCCAGGAGAAGGCCAAGGAUGAGCUGAGUGCCCAGGCCAUGGUCAGCAAGCACUUGGUGCUGGAGCAGGCGCUGCGGGACUAUGCCCACACCGUGCACCAGCUCUCGGCACAGAGCCGUGAUAUGGUGGCCAGUGGGCACCCCGAGAGCGAGCGGCUGACGCUGCGCCAGGGCCAGGUGGACAAGCUCUAUGCCAGCCUGAAGGAGCUGGCCGAGGAGCGCCGCGCGGCGCUGCAGGAGCACCACCGCCUGUGCCAGCUCAAGCGCGACCUGGAUGACCUGGAGCAAUGGAUCUCGGAGCGAGAGGUGGUGGCUGCUUCCCACGAGCUGGGCCAGGACUACGAGCACGUCACGAUGCUGCGGGACAAGUUCCGGGAGUUCUCGCGGGACACGAGCAGCAUCGGGCAGGAGCGUGUGGACGCGCUCAACGCGCUGGCGGACGCGCUGAUCGCCGCCGGCCACUCGGCAAACGCCACCGUGGCCGAAUGGAAGGAUGGACUCAAUGAGGCCUGGGCUGAUCUCCUGGAGCUCAUCGACACCCGCUCGCAGAUGCUGGCGGCCUCCUAUGAGCUGCACCGGUUCUACCACGACGCCCGCGAGACGCUGGCGCAGGUGCGGCACAAGCAGAAGCAGCUGCCGGAGGAGGUGGGACGGGACCUGAACACGGCCGAGGCCAUGCAGCGCAUGCACAGUGCCUAUGAGCAUGACAUCCAGGCCCUCAGCACCCAGGUGCGGCAGGUGCAGGAGGACGCGGCGCGGCUGGAGAAGGCUUACGCGGGCGAGAAGGCAGCCGACAUCCGGCGGCACGAGCGCGCCGUGAGCCAGGCCUGGGCCGAGCUGUGCGGCUCCAGCCAGGGCCGGCGCCGGCUGCUCCUGGACACCGUGGACAAGUUCCGGUUCCUGCGCGCGGUGCGGGACCUGCUGCUCUGGAUGGACGGUGUCCGCCUGCAGAUCGAGGGCCAGGAGCGCCCGCGGGACGUGUCCUCGGCUGACCUGGUGAUCAAGAACCACCAGAGCAUCAAGGCGGAGGUGGAGGCGCGAGCCGACAGCUUCGACGCCUGCGUGGCCAUGGGCACCGCGCUGCUGGACAAGGGUCACUAUGCUGCGGACAAGAUCUCGGAGAAGCUCUCCCAGCUCCAGGAGCGGCGCAGGGACAUCGGGGAGCGCUGGAAGGAGAAGAUGGAUUGGCUGCAGAUCGCGCUGGAGGUGCUGAUGUUCAGCCGCGAUGCCAGCAUGGCCGAGGCCUGGUUGUGCAGCCGGGAGCCGCUGCUGCGCUCGGCAGAGCUGGGAUCCAGUGUGGCUGAGGUGGAGAACCUGCUCAAGAGGCACCGAAGCUUCCAGAAGGCAGCGGCCGCAUGGGAGGAGAGGUUCGCGGCGCUGGAGAGGCUCACGACGCUGGAGGAGAAGGAGCGGCGGCGUCGGGAGGAGGAGGCGCGGAAGAAGCGGCCGCCCACCCCCCCCCCCAUGCAGACCGGGACCGGAGCCCCCCCCCCAACGGUGCCCCCCGAAACACAGAAUGGGGGUGUGGGGGCCGCGGAGCAGCGCGUCCCGGCCCAGCAGAGCCGCCCACCGGAGGCACCGGCUGUUAACGGGAUCUGCCCUGACAGCGCCGCAGCACAGGUGCCAUCAGGACUCAGCAAUGGGGCACAGGAACCGGGUCCCGGCUCGGGGGGGUCCCCCCGGGGGCGCCCGGGGGGGGUCCCGGCCCCUGACCCCUCGCACGCGGCCACGCUCCCCCCCCGGGGCCCCCCCGCCCCCGAGAGCCUGGAGGGGGGGCUCUGCCGCAAGCACGAGAUGGAGGCGCAGGGCAAGAGGGCGCCCAAUCGGUCCUGGCAGAGCGUGUACUGUGUCCUGCGGGGGGGCAGCCUCAGCUUCUACAAGGACGCCAAGAGCGCGGGGGGGGCCGGGGCCCCGUUCCAUGGGGAGCCCCCUGCCAGCCUGCGUGGGGCCCGCUGCCACCCCGCUACCCACUACAAGAAGAGGAAGCACGUCUUUAAACUGGGGCUGAGUGAUGGCAAGGAGUACCUGUUCCAGGCCAAGGAUGAGGCCGAGAUGAGCACGUGGCUCCGGGUGAUCCAGGCCGCGGCUGCGCUGGCUCCGGGGUCCCGGUUGGAGGCACCGGGGGGGGCCCCGGCGGGGGGGGGGACGGGGGUGACCCGCGCCAUGAGCAUGCCCCCGGUGCCCCCCCCCACCGAGGGCGCCCCCCGCACACGUGACCGGGAACGGGAGCGUGAGAAACGCUUCAGCUUCUUCAAGAAGAACAAAUAGA
Messenger RNA from Melopsittacus undulatus (budgerigar), 7161 nucleotides. It is a transcript of the gene SPTBN2, whose product is annotated as spectrin beta, non-erythrocytic 2. Bases 66 to 7160 code for a protein of 2364 amino acids. Gene Ontology annotation, molecular function: structural constituent of cytoskeleton; actin filament binding; phospholipid binding. Gene Ontology annotation, cellular component: cell junction; plasma membrane; spectrin. Gene Ontology annotation, biological process: actin cytoskeleton organization. The transcript is spliced from 36 exons. Lineage: Eukaryota; Metazoa; Chordata; Aves; Psittaciformes; Psittaculidae. The record is from RefSeq and is a predicted model, not a curated record.